Molecule: messenger RNA, 1152 nt
Organism: Phragmites australis (common reed)
Lineage: Eukaryota; Viridiplantae; Streptophyta; Magnoliopsida; Poales; Poaceae
Product: cyclin-dependent kinase inhibitor 1-like
Exons: 4
Coding region: 101-883 (260 amino acids)
Biological process (GO): negative regulation of cyclin-dependent protein serine/threonine kinase activity
Cellular component (GO): nucleus
Molecular function (GO): cyclin-dependent protein serine/threonine kinase inhibitor activity
Source: RefSeq, a predicted model, not a curated record
AGAGGCCACCCCAGCGCGGCGCGGUGGGCGUUUCCGUGCGCGUGCGCCAGGGAAGGAGGUAAGCAUCCAAAGCUGCGGGGUUUUGGUUUGGUUUACGCGGAUGGGGAAGUACGUGAGGAAGUGCAGGGGCGCAGGAGUCAUGAGCAGGGCGCCGGCGGCCGUAGAGCUCGCGCAGGUGGUGGUCGGCGUCAGGACGCGGGCCCGCUCCGCCGCCUUCGCGAGUGAGGUGGCGGUACGGGCGCCGAAGAGGCCGAGGAAGGCGGCGGCGCGUGCGGAGGUGGGGGUGGAGACGGGUCGUGACAGCGGCGGCGCGGUGGCAGGGUGCUAUCUGCAGCUGCGUAGCAGGAGGCUUUUUAUGGCCGCGGCCGAGGUGGUGGCGCCGCGGCGUGCGGUGGCGGAGGCGGGGGAGGAGGAGGAGGAGGCGUCGUCUGCGUUGCAACCGGCAGGCUCUCGAGCUUCGGAGGAGGCGCUGGUGGCCGGGGUCUCGCGGUGCUCCAGCACGGCGUCGUCGGUGAACGUCGUGGUGGCUAGGGAUAGGAGCGGUGGCGUAGCGGAGGCACGCGAGGACAGAGGCGUGGAGAGCUCCGUCAGCGACUCCGGGAGGGAGGCGACGCCGUCGAGUUGCUCGCCGGGAGAUCUCAGCGACCAGGAGUCAAGUGAGGCGGCGGACGAUCCAAAGCACCACCGCAGGAGGAGGGCCACUGCGACGACCGCGGUCGCUUGCAGAGCGAGGACGCCACCGGCGGACGAGAUCGAGGAGUUCUUCGCCGCCGCGGAGAAGGCCGAGGCCGAACGCUUCGCGGCCAAGUACAACUUCGACGUCGUGCGCGGCGCGCCGCUGGACGUAGGCCGGUUCAAGUGGACCCCAGUGGCCAGCGGCUGAUGACGUACGACGGCCGGAAAGCGUAAAGCGGCGGCGCAGAAAGCGAAGGCUUGCCGCGUGCAGCGGGACGAAAGUUAGACCCUCCAAAGAGAACGGUGAAGACACAGCUAGCAGAGAUACCAGUAAAAGAAAGAAGCAAUUUAGCGUACAGGAGGUGGAUACGGAGAUGGGGAUCGAGCCCCCAUCGGAUUCGACUCGUCCAUGAGUUCUGUCACUGGGCUACUAUGCUUUUAUUCGUUUUUUUUUAAUCAGAUCCCUAUUUACUUGGA